Molecule: messenger RNA, 2007 nt
Organism: Pelecanus crispus (Dalmatian pelican)
Lineage: Eukaryota; Metazoa; Chordata; Aves; Pelecaniformes; Pelecanidae
Gene: PALMD
Product: palmdelphin
Biological process (GO): regulation of cell shape
Cellular component (GO): cytoplasm; membrane
Source: RefSeq, a predicted model, not a curated record
UCCAACUUGUCAGUCAACUCAUGCCAGCACUCUCCACGUCUGCCUCCUCUACACACCCUCAUUACAUGUGUCUGUCUGGACUGAUCUGCUCAUCUGUUCAGGGACUCUCCUGACAAGUCAAAAAUUCUGCCGCCUUCUGCUCCGGAAUUGGAUCAUAUCAGCUCAGCUUUUUUUGUAGCUCCACCAGGAGGCUUUUUGCUUAUGGUCUCAUUCCAUUUUCCUUCACCACUUGUCUGUUUUUGAUUUCUAGAAUGGAGGAAGCCGAAUUGCUGAAAGAAAGAUUCCAGGCCAUAACAGACAAAAGAAAACUGCAAGAAGAAAUUACACAGAAACGUCUAAAAGUGGAAGAGGAAAAAAUGAAACACCAACAUUUAAAGAAAAAGGCCUUGCGAGAAAAAUGGCUCUUGGAUGGCCUUAGUUCUCUCACUCCAAAAGAGCAAGAAGAAAUGCAAAGGCAGAAUCAGGAGGACCAACAACGGACUCACGAGCUGGAACAAGACAUUUUCAGACUGGAGAAGGAAAUUGAGGCUCUGGAAAGAGAGGAAAUGGAAGUCUCAGCUAAGGAAGAAGCAAUUUUAAAGAAACUUAAGUCUGUUGAGAAAACAACAGAAGACAUAAUAAAGUCUGUGAAGACUGAAAAAACAGGAGUUGAAAAAGAGGCAGCAGACUACAUAUACGCCAGCAUACCUGACCUUCCCAAGUAUUUCAGGCCUUCUGCACUGAAAAGUACAGCACAUGCUGCCACCGAUGAUGAAGAAAAGAGAAAAGCAUUGUUUGCCAUGGAAAUUAAAGUUGAAAAAGACAUGAAGACAGGAGAAAACACAGUGUUAUCAACAAUACCUCUCCCCUCAAAGGAGUUUAAAGAAACAGGAAUUAAAGUCUAUGACGAUGGCCGGAAGUCAGUCUACGCAGUGUUCUCAAAUGGCAGCACAACACAAAACGGGGUGGAUGAACUUGCUCCUGUUGAGGUGGAGGACCUGCUACGGCAAGCAACUGAAAAAAAUUCCCAGUCUCCCACAGAGUAUCAUGAGCCUGUGUUUUCAAACAAAUUUUGCAGGCCAGUUACUCCUCAGAAAGAUAAAUUAGUCCCUGGACCAAAACUGGAAGACACUCACAGAAGAGAGAUGAAUGGAUUUAGCAAUCAUCAGACAGAGUUCUCCUCCAAAACGGAGCCCUUUAUGCAGCAACGUAAAGAGAAUGGGCUUGAUCUUCCAAAGGCAAUACAGCCAAAGUCUCCCUCUCCAGUACUUUCCCAUUCAGAGAAGGAAGUGCACUCUAAUCCUGAGAACAGGAUGACAAAUAACGAAGAAAGAAAAACUUCACGUGAGCAAUUAAAACUUCACCAGAAUACAAGAGAAAGACAUAAUGAGACAAGGCUUUUAAGUCCCUGCCAUCUCAAUGAAAAAAACCCUGCACCUCAAGAUGAGGAAGAUGUUCAAUACAGCGUUGUCCAAGCUGUACCAUGUUAUGUGGAUGAUUCGGAACCUGUAACAAUGAUUUUCAUGGGUUAUCAGCGCAUUGAUGAUGACGAUGCAGAAGCAGACCAAAAGUUGUCACGAUACGAUGGGGUUAUCCGCGCAGAAUUAGUCAUCAUUGAUGAUGAUGAUGAUGAAGACGACAGCAAAUCUGAGAAGCCAGCAUAUCAUCCCAUAGGCCACUACAGUCAGGUUUAUCAGCCACCGAGCAGGAAAAUCACAGAGGUCCCACAGACGAACCCUGCGAGCAGUCUGGGCGCGAGCCUGAACAAGGUACCCCACAAAAAUUCCAUCUCCCUGCAAGAACAAGAGGAACGCUUAAGCUCACCGACACACCGUGCUCAUCUUCAAGGCCAGGUAUCUGGAGAUGGUACCGAAGAUCCCUCGCUAACAGCUCUAAGGAUGAGAAUGGCCAAGCUGGGGAAAAAGGUGAUUUAGCAGCUGUAAUGACAUGGAAGUAAAAUGUACUACCCAAAGCAGAAUAAAGCUAAGAAGAGUUUCUUCAAGACGCCUUUUCUGGAUCAUAAUGCUU